AUGACUACCAUUGGAUAUAGCCUCUCAUUUUCUUGGAACAGGCCUUCAUCCCAGGUCUUUCCUGUUGAAAUGGUGAGUGUGGGUGUAGGCACAAGCCCAGAAAGGACAACAGAAUCCAGACCAGAAUCCAGCAGGUCUGGCGUGGAGACAGAUGCGGCUGUCUUGCAAAGGAGGCAGAAGCAGAUAGACUAUGGGAAAAACACCAUUGGUUACCAGUGCUUUAUCCAGCAGGUGCCCAAGGCUGCUCGGCAGCCAGGUGUUCACCCAAGAACUCCAAAUAAAUAUAAGAAGUACAGUCGCCGCUCCUGGGAUAUGCAGAUCAAACUGUGGCGACGGGCACUGCAUGGCUGGGACCCGCCUGGACUUGAGUUCUCAGGAACUGGACAGGGAAGUUUUUGCUAG
Molecule: messenger RNA, 402 nt
Organism: Zootoca vivipara (common lizard)
Lineage: Eukaryota; Metazoa; Chordata; Lepidosauria; Squamata; Lacertidae
Source: RefSeq, a predicted model, not a curated record